AGCGAGGACGUUAAACCAAUAUGGCCGCGCAGUACCAACACCGCUAUGGCGACGUUCUCGUCAGUUUCCUAAUUGUUGCCUUUUUUAUAUAUUUUACACAAGUUCUUUUAAGAGCAGUGGGUGAAAAGUAGAUACAGUGUACGCUUAUUUAAGAUGUAACUGUAGAGAUGAGGCGUUAAUACUCGAUUGUUCGGCGUAGCAAGGAUAAUUGUGGUUGAAUUCAGAAAGGAUCGAAUCGGGAGAAGGCAGGUGUGUACCGACAGAGCCAUCCCAAGAGGGAAUGCGCCAAAACAUUCAAACAUUUACCGCAGACGAACGUCCACCGACGAUCCUUGUGAGGCCACAAUCGCAGCAGGUGAAGGCUGGCGGAAUAGCGAGUUUCUACUGCACGGCAGAGGGAGCACCACCGCCUCAGAUUCACUGGAGGAAGAACGGAAAGAGAGUUUCCCAGACGCAGUCACGGUACCUGGUGCAUAACUAUGAAAACGGAGCUUUACUACGGAUCGAACCUGUCAAGUCGAUUCGCGACAACACCCUGUACGAGUGUGUGGCCGAGAAUGGAGUCGGCGACGCCGUGUCGGCCGAGGCGCAGCUGAAAGUCUACGAAGCCGAGAAACUACCGAGCGGUUUCCCGCUGAUAUCUCAAGCACCGACGACGAAGGUGGUCGAAAUGGGUCACAACGCGGUGCUGAUUUGCACGGCCGUUGGCUCGCCGCCUCCCAUCAUAUCCUGGGUCAGGGACAUGCUGCCCAUCGACACGACCAAUGCCCGGUACACCGUGCUGGACACCGGAGCGUUGCAGAUCACCGGAUCCGACGUGCACGAUCAAGGAAAGUACGAGUGCGUGGCGAACAAUUCCGUAGGAACAGAGUACUCGAAAUCGGCUAUGCUAUACGUGAAAGUUCGUCGUGUCCCGCCGAGUUUCUCUAUACGCCCGCCCGCGUUGAACGAGGUGACGCUGGGAGCGUCUUUGAGCUUGAACUGCGUGGCCGUCGGUUCACCGAUGCCGUUCGUCAAAUGGAGAAAAGACCCGGCCACCGACCUGACGCCCGACGACAAACUGCCCGUCGGUAAAAACGUGCUGGUGCUGUCGGACAUUCAGGAAUCAGCCAACUACACGUGCACGGCCGCCAGCAACCUCGGAGUGAUAGAGGCCACGUCGGUGGUGAAAGUUCAAUCUCUGCCGAGUGCUCCGGAGAACGUUCAGGUGUCCGAUAUCACCGCCACUUCGGUGAAGCUCACGUGGUCUUACAAGGGUGCAGACGAGCUGCAGUAUUACGUGAUUCAACACAAACCGAAACACGUGGAACAAGCGUACGCCGAAAUAUCGGGCAUCACCACGAUGUACUACCACGUCCGGAGUCUCAGCCCGUACACGGAGUACGAGUUCUACGUGAUAGCCGUGAACGCCAUUGGGCGUGGUCCCCCGAGUGCCCCGGUGACCGUCACCACUGGCGAGACGACGGAAUCGACAAAUGGAGGUGCCAAACCUGGUACUGCACCACGGAAGGUCCAAGCCCGACCACUGAGUUCCAGCACGAUGGUUAUACAGUGGGACGAGCCAGAAACUCCCAACGGACAAGUGACGGGCUACAAAGUGUAUUACACGAUCGACCCCAGUCAACAAAUGGCAUCUUGGCAGUACCAGAUGGUGGAUAAUAGUCAACUGACGACUAUAUCGGACCUGACGCCGCACACGAUCUACACGAUUCGAGUGCAGGCGUUGACGAGCGUCGGUCCCGGUCCGUUGAGCUUGCCGGUGCAGAUAAAGACGCAACAAGGGGUACCGAGUCAACCGGAAAUGUUGACCGCCGUUGAUAUCGGUGAGACCAAAGUAACGCUCCAAUGGAGUAAACCCGCUCAUAGCGCGGAGAACAUCCUGAACUAUGAGCUAUACUGGAACGAUACGUACGCACAGGAGAAGCAUCAUCGCAAGAUACCCGUCACGGAGAACUACACGCUGACCAACCUCUACCCGAACACCCUCUACUACGUGUGGCUGGCCGCGAAGAAUCAACGGGGCGAAGGAGCAACGACCAUACCGUAUCCGGUUCGCACGAAACAGUACGUACCCGGGGCUCCGCCUCGCAAUGUAAGCGGACAAGCGAUCAGCCCGACCUCCAUAUUGGUAACGUGGGAACCUCCGCCUGCCGAUCGAUCGAACGGAAGGAUCGCGUACUACAAGCUGCAAGUCGUCGAGAGCGGACGCUCCGACUCGGAGGCGAAGAUUAUCAAACUGAAUGACACGCGUUUCGUAUUGGACGAACUGAAAAAAUGGACCGAGUAUCGAAUCUGGGUAUCGGCCGGGACCAGCGUAGGUGACGGACCUCCGAGUUAUCCUAUCUCGGUCAGAACUCACGAAGACGUUCCGGGAGAUCCUCAGGACGUGAAAGCAAGACCGAUCAAUUCGACCGCGAUACACGUCGAAUGGAAACCGCCGAAAUCGAAAGAACAGAACGGCGUGAUAAGAGGUUAUCACAUACACGUGCAAGAAGUGAGAGAAGAGGGAAAGGAUCUACUGAACGAGCCGAUACGACGCGACGUGCACGAUGACGGCGUGCUAGAAAUGAACAUCACCGGUUUGCAACCGGACACUCGAUACUCGGUGCAGGUAGCGGCACUCACGAGAAAAGGAGACGGCGAUCGUUCGACGCCGGUUCACGUUCGUACGCCCGGCGGUGUUCCGAACAGACCUCAGGUUAACGUAAAAGUUUUGUCCAGAGAGCCGGUCGAGCUGGAGCUCGAUUGGGAGCAACCUACGCAAACCUACGGCGACCUGUUGGGUUACAGAAUCAGGUACGGAAUCAAGAAUCAGACGCUGAAAGAGGAAUUCAUCGAAGGGACUCGGGUACACACCUAUAAAAUCACCGACUUGGAGGAGAGAGGCGUGGAUUACGAGUUUAGGGUCGCAGGACAGAACGCGAUCGGUUUCGGUCAGGAGACGGUGCGCUAUUGGUUCAGUCCCGAAGGAGAGCCGACCGGUCCUCCGACGAACCUGUCCUACACCUUCCAAACUCCCGACACCGUGUGCGUCACGUGGGACAAGCCUUUGCGGCAGCACAGAAACGGACAAAUAAUCGGUUACGACGUGCAGUUCAAUAAGAAGAACGAUCAUUCGACGACCAUCGACCGAAACACGACCAAGACCAGGGCGGUCUUCACGAAUUUGGAAGAGAAUACGGAGUACGUGUUCCACGUAAGGGCGCACACGUCGAGGGGCAGCGGUCCGUACUCGGAGAAAAUUACGAUAAUAACGGAGAAGGAUAUCGGUCGAGCACCGCUGUCCGUGAAAGCGGUGGCCACGUCGGAAACGAGCGUGGAGGUCUGGUGGGAACCGGUGCCUAAUCGCGGUAAGAUCCUCGGCUACCAAAUCUUCUACACCACCACGGCCGUCGAGGAUCUCGACGAAUGGAAGCAGAAGUCCGUCGGACUCACCGAGUCGGCGGAUCUGGUGAAUUUGGAAAAGUUUACUCAGUACGCGAUCACGGUGGCCGCCAGGUACAAGACCACCCUGGGCAGGCUCAGCGAAAAGGUGACGGUCAAAGUGAAACCGGAAGACGUGCCGUUGAAUCUCAGGGCACCCGACUCGUCCACCCAUUCGAUGACACUGUCUUGGACACCGCCUAUCAAGCUGAACCCCAUGAACUACAAAGUGUCGUUCGACGCCGUCAAGGAGUUCGUCGACUCGCAAGGUAUCACGCAAACGCAGAUCGUGCCUCGUAGACAGAUGCUGCUGGAUCCGUCCGUGACGACCGUCACCGUGAACGAGCUACAGCCCUUCACGACGUACAACGUGAACGUCAGCGCUGUGCCACGCGACGGUCAGUACAGGCCGCCUGCGAAAAUUACGGUCACCACGCAGAUGGCGGCGCCGAAACCGAUGGUCAAGCCAGAUUUUUACGGGGUGGUCAACGGCGAGGAGAUUCAGGUGAUUCUGCCGCAAGCUUCCGAGGAGUACGGCCCGAUCUCGCACUAUUACCUGAUUGUCGUGCCUGAAGACAAAUCCACGGCUGAUAAGCAACCGGACGAGCUGACGGAGGACAUGAUCGCGGACAAAGGAGCUAAACAGGAGAGGGACAACGCGCCUUACAUCGCUGCCAAAUUCCCGCACAGGGACAUCCCGUACACGUUUCAUCUGGGAAGCGGAGACAUCUACGAGGGUUACGAGAAUCGUAAACUGGAGAAAAAUAAGCGGUAUAGAAUAUUUGUUCGCGCCGUGGUCGACACGCCGAGAAAGCAUCUGUACACCUCUUCACCCUUCUCCGAGUACUUGUCGCUCGACAUGAGGGAAGUGCCACCUGGCGAACCACCCAGACGUCCUAAUCCCAACACCCCGGUCGAUGGAAAUCCAGAGGUGUCCGUUAAAACCAGCGGCCAAGAGCCGGGAAUGGUUUGGGUGGUUGGUCCGAUAAUAGCGGCGCUGAUGGUCAGCGUAUUUCUCGUACUCCUGUUUGUCAUUAAAAAGCGAAGACAACCGUGCAAAGCACCGGAUCAAGCAGCCGUAACCCGACCGUUGAUGGCAGCCGACAUUAGCUCGAAUCACGCGCCGUCCGAUCCCGUCGAGAUGCGUCGUUUGAAUUUCCAAACACCGGGCAUGGUAUCUCAUCCACCGAUUCCUAUUAGCGAGCUAGGAAAUCACAUCGAGCGUCUGAAAGCGAACGACAAUCUAAAAUUCAGUCAAGAGUACGAAUCGAUAGAACCCGGCCAACAGUUCACUUGGGACCACUCGAACAUGGAAGUGAACGCGUCGAAGAAUCGUUACGCGAACGUGAUCGCCUACGAUCAUUCCAGAGUGAUUUUGCAAACGAUCGACGGCAUAUCGGGCACAGACUACAUAAACGCGAACUACUGCGACGGUUAUAGGAAACAGAACGCGUACGUGGCCACUCAAGGACCGCUGCAAGAGACGUUCGGCGACUUCUGGCGAAUGUGUUGGGAGCUGAGAUCCAGCACGAUCGUGAUGAUGACGAAACUAGAGGAAAGGACGAGGAUCAAAUGCGAUCAGUAUUGGCCGAGCAGAGGAUCCGAGACGUACGGUUUGAUGACCGUGACGAUCACCGACGUUCAAGAAUUGGCAACCUACUGUAUCCGAACGUUCCAGAUAUCUCGAGCAGGUUAUUCGGAGAGACGCGAAAUCAAGCAGUUACAGUUCACGGCUUGGCCGGAUCACGGUGUACCCGAGCAUCCUGCCCCGUUCUUGCAGUUCCUACGUAGAGUCAGAUCGUUGAAUCCACCCGAGAGCGGGCCGUUGAUCGUGCACUGUAGCGCAGGUGUCGGUAGAACCGGCUGCUUCAUCGUCAUCGAUUCGAUGCUCGAGAGGAUCAAACACGAGAAAAUGAUCGACAUAUACGGCCACGUGACUUGUCUGCGCGCUCAAAGGAACUACAUGGUACAAACCGAGGAUCAAUACAUAUUCAUUCACGACGCCCUUUACGAGGCGGUGAUUUGCGGUAACACGGAAGUGCCUGCCAGAAAUUUACACUCCCACAUCCAGAAGCUGAUGCAGCCAGAGCUCGACAAUAUCACUGGCAUGGAACUGGAGUUUAAGAAACUAUCCAACAUCAAGGUGGACUCGUCGCGAUUCAUAUCGGCGAAUCUGCCUUGCAACAAGCACAAAAACCGACUGGUACACAUUCUGCCGUACGAGUGUACCAGAGUAUGCCUGCAACCUCAGCGAAACAUCGAAGGAUCCGACUACAUAAACGCUAGUCUGAUCGACGGUUAUCGGUAUCGCGGCGCUUACAUAGCCACUCAAGGUCCCCUGUGCGACACCACCGACGAUUUUUGGCGUAUGCUCUGGGAACACAACUCCACGAUCGUGGUCAUGCUGACGAAACUCAAGGAAAUGGGCAGGGAGAAGUGUCAUCAGUAUUGGCCGUCCGACAGGUCGAUUCGAUAUCAGUGUUUCGUAGUCGAUCCGAUCGCGGAGUACAACAUGCCCCAGUACAUCCUGCGAGAGUUUAAAGUGACGGACGCUCGGGACGGAGCGAGCCGCACGGUCAGACAGUUCCAGUUCAUCGACUGGCCGGAACAGGGUGUCCCGAAAUCCGGCGACGGGUUCAUCGAUUUUAUCGGACAAGUGCACAAAACGAAGGAACAAUUCGGUCAGGAUGGCCCGAUAACCGUACACUGUAGCGCGGGCGUUGGUAGGACGGGUGUCUUCAUCACGCUCAGCAUCGUGCUGGAACGUAUGCAGUACGAAGGAGUGGUCGACAUCUUCCAAACGGUUAGAAUAUUGCGAACGCAACGCCCAGCCAUGGUUCAAACCGAGGACCAGUAUCAGUUUUGCUAUCGUGCCAGUUUGGAAUACCUGGGUUCUUUCGAUCAUUACGCCAACUGACAACCCGACACUCACGAGGACAGAGACUCGACCAGGGACAGAAGAGAUCGACAGAGAAACGACAGAGACGUCGGGGAACGAGCAAAAGUACGACGCGUCUAGUACGACGCGGACAAAAAAUCGUGUAAGUUUGUAAGUAUGUAGUCUACGCCACGGGCAUAACGCGUACCACUCGUGGCCAUACCUUUCGAGGACGAAGGCGAUAGAGAGCCGAUUACAGCGUAGUUAAACCAAGUGUAUCGUUAGUCAAUGGUGUCGCGACAAUCGCGAGAUACGCGGAAGACUUCUGUAUCGAGAACCGCGUACAAUGUGCGCGUUCCACUCAAUUGUAUUCAAAAAUUACCCCGAACGAACGAACCGGGACAAGACUGCCGUUUAGAACCAUUUACGGCUCAGAAUCGUAGAAACAAUCAUAUCUCUGUAGGAAUAUUCUUUAUCGAAACUUCUUUUACGGUUUAAAGCAAAAACGAUUAAAAAAAAAACAUAGAAAAAACGAGAGAAGAAAAACGCAGAAUCUACGAACAAAAAAAAUUGAGGAACCGCAACUUGGACGUUUUCCAACCGACAAUGAAUUUGAUCGAAUAGGAUCGAACGGAGGCUGAUCUACCAUUCGACGAGUAGAUACCUCGAGUAAUUAGGUUCGAUCGUCGAAACAUAUCCAACUCGAUCGUUCGAAGACUCGCGAAAAUCGAUCUUGCUUAGAUAAUUUAAACGUAAGGGAACGACUGACAAGGAUCAUCGUUUCGAGCGUGCCUCGCGUUUUUUCUUGCGGCACAAAAAUGCGUGAAUAAAGUUCAAACACGUGUUCUCCUAUUCGUCGAAGAUAAGUGCUUCCAUGUUUGUGGGAAAGCUGUAACGUCCGAGAACGAGCAAAUAUGCGAAAUACGCUUCGUCAGAAACAUCAUCGAUCGAGUACGCGUUCGAAAAGUACUUAUGUACGUCGUCGUUGCGAGUAAGAAUAUCGAGGACAGAAGAGUUGCGAGAGUCUCGGUAAUAAACGUCGAGAAUGCAGCAGAAAGACGUAAAGGACAGUCGUAAAAACUGAUCAGUUUUCUGAACCGAACGGGGAAGAAAAAUUCCAUGGCAGCUCUUGAUCCGUAAGACAAACAGGUGUCUUAAAAUUGAUAGAAAAAGUCAACUACGUUUUUUCCACAUAUCAUUUUUCUUUAUCGAUGUUUGAUCCGUUGGGUCUCCAAACUGGUCACUUUCUGCCAUUGUCACUUUCGCUCGGUGA
Megachile rotundata (alfalfa leafcutting bee) is the source of this 7574-nucleotide messenger RNA. It is a transcript of the gene Lar, whose product is annotated as tyrosine-protein phosphatase Lar. Lineage: Eukaryota; Metazoa; Arthropoda; Insecta; Hymenoptera; Megachilidae. Gene Ontology annotation, molecular function: protein binding; protein tyrosine phosphatase activity. Gene Ontology annotation, biological process: protein dephosphorylation. The record is from RefSeq and is a predicted model, not a curated record.